AUGGUCACCGUGUUGCCGCGGCAGCAGCCGACACAUCGUGCCGUGACGGAGCCUGUCGAGCAGCAGGAGGAGAGGAGGAGAAAAGGAGCUCUCAUCUCUGAGGAGGAGGAAAAGAGCAGGAGAGGUAGCCGGAGGAGGAGAGGAGGGAGCAGCCAUGUCUGAAACGCCUUUGCAGCAGAACGGCUCGACAGUGCAAAUGUCCUCCAUGGAUAACAAGCUCCACAAGGAGAGGCUCCAAGCCUUGGCGGAGAAACAUAAACGACAAAUAGCGAUUGAGAGCAAGAGAAGUCAGCUGGAUGAUCUGGUGCUACAGUUACAACACCUCAAGUCUAAAGCCAUGCGUGAGCGCUGGUUGCUCCAGGGCUCCAAUGGUGGUGAGGAAGAGGAGGAGAGCAGGAGACAGCUGGAGAAGGAGGAAGAGCAGGGCAGGAGGUUGGAGGACCAGAUACACAGGCUGGAGGCCGACAUCUUGGCACUGGAGAGCGAGGAGUCCCAGAUCUCGGCCAAAGAGCAGGUCCUACGAGAACGUCUGCGAGAGAGCGAGCGAUCCAUCGAGGACCUGCAGAAGAGCUUGAUGGCACAUGAUGGAGUGGACUCCAGCAGCUCCCUGUCCACCCAGCUGACCGGCCACAACGCCCCAGGACCGGAGCCCCUGUCCCUGGAUACCAAGCCGCGAAGCUUGGCAUCCUCUGGAGAUCACACAACCACGGCAAGACCUGGCGUGCGUACGCUAGGAGGGGAGAGACAUGCAGGAAUGGGAGCUCUGUUCGCCAUGGAGAUCAACGUUCAGCACGACCCAGCCACUGGUGAGCAGCGCGUCCUCUCGGCCAAUCGUAUGAGCCCGCUGGACGCGGCGUUGCGCGGGGUCAAGGUAUACGACGAUGGCAGGAAGGUGGUGUACGAGGUGGCCUCCUCCUCCGUGACCUCCGCCCCCCCCGCCGACCCCGCGGCGGAGAACGGCUGGAGCUCUGAGCAGGUGGACCGCCUGGUGCAGCGGGCAGUCGGGGGUGGGGCCGGGGGACGGAGCCAGGGCCACGUCACCGUCGUCCCCGCCUACGUUGCCCCCGCCUACGUUGCCCCCGCCUACGUCUCCCCCGCCGACGCCGACGACCUGUCCCCCCCGUCCUGCGCCCCCCCCUCGGUCCCCUCAAGCCCCCCCGCACAGGUGGAACUGCAGCGGGACGCGCGCCUCGGCGUCCCGCCCCCUUCCGUCAUCGCCUCCCAGCCCCGCCCCUCCGGUCCCCCCGGCGACCAGGACGAGGCUGGCGACGCCGCCCUCCCCCGGGCCACGGCGGAGCACCCGGUCACCAUGGUGUUCAUGGGCUACCAGGACGUGGAGGACCUGAGUGAGGGCAGGCGCCUGCUGGGGUUCCAAGGGGGCGUGUCGGCCGAGGUGGUGCUGAUAGACGAGGAUGACGAGCGCUCUCUUAGGGAGAAGACGGUCACCGACGCCUCCCUGCUGGACGGCACCGCCGCCGACCUGGUGUCCGGGCGGCCCGCUUCCUCCGAGGACGUGGCCAGCAGCCAGCUGUCCUCGGACGCCCCGCCAGCGCCCCCCUCCUCCUCCACCUCCUCCGCCUCACCCCCACCUGGCCUCACGCCCGCCGCAGGUUAUCGGAGGACGGAUGUUAACGGCUUCCAAGUUCCAACCUUCAGACAGCCUCACCCCGCCAUGAAAGUGUUGCGGACGUUGGAUGAUGCCAGUGAGCCAGCACCAAGGGAGCGAGCUCUGAAGAGCGUCACGUUCCAGGAGUUGGUGAGCGUUAUCAGCGACUCGCCGGGAACCAUGGCACUGCAGAGCCAGCAGCAGAUCCAGCAGCAGAUCCAGCAUGGCGGCCUGGGAGGUGCCAGCGACGCGGCCCUCAGUACAACGUGUGGGCAGCUAGAGAGCCAAGAUGGAGAGGGGCUUCAGGAGAUCCGAUACCUGGAUCAGAUUUUAAAUGACGCCUCCGACCCGCCCACCAACGGAAACUCCUCCCCUUCACCACACAGCCAACAGCCAAUUACCAUUGACGGAUCCGCCCACUCGUCCGUCCACACCUCACCCUCCAUCAGCCAAUCACCUGUCAUCAAGGCGGAAGGGAGGAGCCAAACCACCUUUGUCUACCAGGAGGAGGGCAUCCCGCAGACCAAUGGGAAUUCGGUAGGGGAGGAGCCAGGGCGUGGGGGGGCCCGCUUUGAGCUGAGGGCGUUCCAGGAGGAGAGGAGGCCGGCCAAGCUCUUCACCCCAGGGGAGGAGCAGCAGGAAGUGCGGGUGAGGAGGAGACGGCCCUCUGAAGAGGUCCAGGAGUUAGAGCGGGAGCGCCAGGAGCUGAUCCGAGGCCAGGCGGUGAAGAAGAACCCAGGGAUCGCUCAGCGCUGGUGGAAUCCUCCUGUAGAGCUCCCGAUGGAGGAGCAGCUAGAUCCAGAACAGCUAGAAUCCCACCGGAAGUACCAGCAGAGGAAACAGAACCAGACACACACCUGCAUCUACACACAGCCCCAGGUCUCAGGCCCCCCGAUGAUGGCGAGCUUUGACCCGGACCUCCCCAGGAAGGAGGACAUCGUGGAGGAGCAGAUCGACUUCCGGUCCGCCAGGAAGCAGUUCCUCCAGGGAGGCGGGGCCCCCCGGAGAGACGUGGCGCCCCAGAUCUACUCGGCCAAGCCCUUCUCCAAGACCCCCGGCAAGACCCCCGCUGCCACAGACCCCGACGAAGGUCACGUGACCUGGGCAGAUGAGGGGAUCGGAGGGGAGUUCACGUGCGUGCGGGCGGUGAUGACGGUGCUGAACGAUGAGGAGGAGGCGGGGGCCAGGAGGAGCGCACCCCAGAAGGUCCUCCUGUUCAACCCUGAGGAGUCGGACUCGGGGCUGGACGAGCUGUCUCUGCGAUCCCAGGACACCACGGUCCUCAGCCUGGACAACGUGUCUGACAGCGGGGCCUCCCUGCCCCUCACCCCUGUCUCCCCCCCCGCCACCCAGGAGAAUCCCCUGGAGGAGGAGCUGGAGUUCCACGCUGGUCUGCUGGUGCAGAGCGCCAUCCACCAUGCCCUGGCCGGGCAGAACGGAGACGACUGGCAGUCCGCCCUCCACCACCCCUCCUCCUCCUACUCCUCCUCCUCCUCCUCUUCCUCCUCCUCCUCCCCUCACGCUCUGUCCAGCUCUGCCCGGCUAACCCCCGUGUCCGGGAGCCCCGCCUUGCUCCCCCCCUCCUCUUCCUCCUUCUUUUCCUCCCCUUCGACCCCCACCCUGAACCCCCCAGUUCUCCCCUCCCCCUCCUCCUCCUCUCCUGCCCGUUCUCCUCCUCCCACGCCCAGCGCCUCUUCUCCCUGGGCGUCCCCUGUGCCGCAGCAGGAGCAGACCUCCCCCUCCUCUCCUCCGCGGCCCCCGCCCGCCUCCCCCCCUCAGAGGCCCCGAGGAGGCGGUCCUCGUAUCAAGGUCCAGUCCUCCUACGCCCGGGCCCUUGCUGCCUCCACCCCGGAACCCGCCCCGCCUGCCCCUGCCCUGGGCCCCGUGGUCCCCAGACCCCCCACCGUGUACCGGCCCCCCUCCCCGCCGCGGUCGGACAAGCCCGAGUUCAGCUACUUCAAGAAGUAUUCUGAGGCGGCGGAGCUGCGCAGCACGGCCCCGGGCCCCCCGGAGCCCCCCGGCCCUGCCCCCCCUGGGCCCUUCCGCCUGCGCUCUCGCAAGCAACGCACGCUGUCCAUGAUCGAGGAGGAGAUCCGUGCCGCGCAGCAGCGUGAGGAGGACCUCAAGAGGCAUCGGGACGCCAAGCAGGCAGCGGCAGCCACGGCGGUCGGCAGUCGCCAAGUCAACCUACAACUCCCGCCCGCUCCCGCCAGUGUAGGCCAUGCCCCCGCAAAGACAAAGACACGCAGCGAGCUGCCCGGCGCCGUGCCCCUUGCCGACAAGAUGAAAAGCAACAGUCUGCCGGCCAGGCUCACCCUGACGGCCAGGACCGCGCCCGGGAAGAUCGAGAAGGUGUGCCCGUUGCCACCCGUCUCUCCGUCCCUGUCGGAGGGAGCGCUGUCGGACGCGGGGAGCGAGGACUCUGGGGGAAGACCAAAGAACUACAUGCAGACCCUGAUGGAGGACUACGAGUCCCACAAGGUGAAGCGCAGGGACAAGCUGGAGGACAACAGUUAUGCCCGCUUGUUGCUGGCUAGUGAGGUGACCACCGAGGUCCUAGAAGCCACUCGAGUCACCCGGAGGAAGAGCAACAUGGCGCUGAAGUGGGAGGCAGGUAUAUACUCCAACGAGGAUGGAGAGCAAGGGAAGGAGGAAGAAGAGGAGGAGGAGGAGGAGGAGGAGGAGGAGGAGGAGGAGGAGGAGGAGGAGGAGGAGGAGUAGAGUCACUUCAAACACUACGAGGGCAGGAAGAGGAAGGGAGGAGGGAGGAGCUGCUGGGGGAGAUAGCGCCGGAGGGACAGCCAGCAGUAUUAAUUAUACUUGAUAGUGUUCUGAUGAUCACAUUGUGAGACCAUUUGGGCACUAUUCUGAUGAUGCAGUUGGCUUGUGAUUGGUUGAUUGAUUGAUUGAUUGACUGAGGGUUUGAAGGCAUGACUUGUAGUCCCAAGUCCUCCCCCUCUGGGGUAACGGUUCAUGGAUGUCUGGACCACAAGCUUCUUGAUUAUGAGGUGUUUUUUAACAGUCAAAUGCAGUAAACUAUAAAAUAAUGUUAUGGAAAUAAUGUUGUUUGAGGGACGCUCUACAGAAACAGGUUGGAUUCUGUAUAGAACCCACCUUCCACACAAUAGUGUGUCAAAUAAUGUAUUACUUUUGGACUUACAGACUUAAGUCCAAACUUUUUUGCCUCAAUUGUCUCCAACUUUGAACUUUGGUGUGGCUAAUAGGAAAUGAACACAUGACAACACACACAAGAGAAAAACACUCAGUAGGGCCUCAAUCAAGCGAUUUAAGCAUUAUCUUGAAUUAAAUCAUUAAAACAGAUCAUUUUAAUUUGUUAGCGUAAGAGAUUAUAAUGCAAAACAAUCUCCAAAGGGCUCAUGUGAAACUAAAGGACUCCAUGAUGGGUGAUUAAGCAAUGAUUUACCUGGUUAAAUACUACUCACUUAGGUUAACCAUUAACUCAUUCCAAAUGAGGAACUCAGAGUUAGCUUGAUACCGAUGUUAUUAAAGCUAGUUCCUUUUCUGUUGGAGUGCAUGAUAUUCAUCUCUCCUCUGCCAUCCCAUAAUUGUAAGACCUUGACUAACGCAGAACUAUACCUCUCCACACAGGGGGUAGCUCAGUCUAGCUACUCUUACAAAGCGUGAGACUUUUAAAAGGGAACAGAGUAUGUAGGAAAGCUUUUGGCAAGCGAUUUGGUUAUGUUUAAAGUCACUUAUUUCAAUACCUAUCAAACUUGGAUGCUUAGAUGACCUGUGCGUUGUGAUGGAAGCAGUUCUUUUACCUGCAUUAUAUUGAGGAAGGACUGUGUGUUUGAUUGAGCUUUCAUUCUUUUAUUUUAGUAGCUUAUUCGUAAUGUUUAAAGGGGACAUAUUAUACCACCAGGUGUGAGUGUGAUUAGCCUAACAAGCCGUUUCGAAAAUCUGCCCUAUAUGACAUCACUAGUGACAUCAACUAGAUCUGUGCUGGAUAGAUGAGCAACGUUUACUUCAGUCCACUGAGUAGGCUGGUAGACUGAUCUAUCCAGCACAGAUCUAGGUGGACACGCCCACUAGUGAUGUCAUAUGGGGCAGAUUUUCGAAACGCUUGUAAGGCUAAUCACACUCAGACCUGGUGGUAUAAUAUGUCCCCUUUAAUAAAACCGUUUUUUUUCACAAUACCAAACCGAUAUAUCUAUACCAAAAUAAUGUGUUGAAAUUUAGAAUCAACGGUUGGCCACGUAUUUUUUAAUAACUCUAUUGAAGAAAAGUAAUUGUAGCUUACAGCCUAUCCUAGACAAACUGUAACAUAAUCAUCCAAUCAGGUGCCAGGUCAUUAAAGAACAGAAAAGCUCUUGUUCAAUCCAAUGCAGUCUGUCACUUGUUGUAUUGUAUGCACUGUUGGGAUGAAGGGUUGGACUUGUAACCAUCCAGACUCAUCUGGCCUUCAGGACUGAGACCGGAUCAGACUGGAUUGACAAGGAUUGAACUGGGCCAAACUGAUUGGACUGGAAUUCAAUUGAAUGGAAUGAAUCGUAUUGGACUGGGAGGAAUUGUAUUGACCAGGAAAAUGUAAAUUGUUUGGACCCUCAGCAAGAGAAUCAGAUGUGAACUGAAUUCAGAUUCAAAUUGAACCGACUCCACAUCACAAACCUGACGCUUUCGUGGAAGAAAUGGCCAACAGUCGAGUAUUAAGUAUUGGAAAAUAAAGUUUUCAAUACCACUUGAAAACGUUUCAGUCACUCAGUAAUUAUUUCUCAAACAAGGAUGACUAAUGACAGGCUACUGGUUGGUUUACAGCGGCACAAAAAUGUGCACGUUUAAGUGUCCUUUUACUAAAGCAAUGAUCAUGAUCACUUACCUUCAUCUAAGAAUUGCGUGACUACAUUUCAGAAUCAGUCACAUUCUGAUUCUUUUCAAAUAACUUAAAUAUAGCUUCACCUCACUUAAAAUUGUUUUCAAGUCCCCAUUAAGUUAAGUAUGUCUGGUUAAAAGUGCCAUUUAAAAUUCUGAACCAGACCCCUUGUGCGAUGUCCAUCUCUGUGGGUUUUUAUGGACGUGGGAUAAACGCAGAGGAAAACUUUAUUUAAUUUAUUAGGACAAACGAAUGAAACAUGUGUUUGAAUACUGAAUGAACCUUUGAUUACCUGCUGUCUUCACCUUUCUAAUCACAUUGCAUCCUGAAAUAAUACUGACGUGUUUUCUGGAAAAUACUUUCCAUAUUUAAUAUUAUAAUGUAAGCUAAAAGUAUUUAACAGAUUAUCCUGGCUUUGGUCAGUCUGAAGAACAUUUAAGGAACCAGAGAGCUGUAGAGAGGAGGUCAGCCGACAUUUGUAUAUACGGACUGCGUAGACCACCCACAGAAUUAAAGAGUUUAUUAAGACUUGAGGAAAUACAUUUAGAGCGGUUAAACUGUAUUUAUAAAAACACACGACACACAGGAUUAAUGUUUAGAAACGUCCCUGUGUUGAGAAAUUUAGCCCAUGUGUGUGUUUGGGACUUAAUUGACAAAAAUACAGAAACGUUUUACGGUAGCUUACUGCCAAUGCCAUAUGUGUGAUAAUCAUGAUAGUGUGCCUGUGAGUCACCAUGCACUAAUAUUAGGCACAUUGCCAUAAUGACCAUUAUGCAGAAUGAUUUAGAUCCAAGACACACACACAUCCAUGUUGUUAUUUACUGUAUUCAGCUUCUGCAGCGCAUUCGCUCCUGACCUACAAUGUACAACAUGGUUCAUACACACACACACACACACACACACACACACACACACACACACACACACACACACACACACACACACACACACACACACACACGCACA
Messenger RNA from Gadus chalcogrammus (walleye pollock), 7403 nucleotides. RefSeq names its product A-kinase anchor protein 2-like. Gene Ontology annotation, cellular component: membrane. The coding region runs from base 155 to 4327 and encodes 1390 amino acids. The transcript is spliced from 18 exons. NCBI's taxonomy places the organism in Eukaryota, Metazoa, Chordata, Actinopteri, Gadiformes, Gadidae. The record is from RefSeq and is a predicted model, not a curated record. Gene Ontology annotation, biological process: regulation of cell shape.